AAUAGAGUUCUUCUAGCUAUAUAGGUUUGUAUUUAUUGCACACAACCUUAUGUUGCCAGUGUUACCAACAGGUAAUGGGAAAAAGUGUUUCCAAAUCUGAAAUUAUUGACACAUCAAUUCUGCCACACGAGAGCGCCAAACUUCGUGAGAAAGUUUUAAAACGUCGCUUGCAAAGUCCGCAGCGAAUUCGUUCUCGAAGAUUUUUAACAAAUUACGACGCCCUUGCAGUUGCCGGGACCAUUGCACUGUUUAUCGGAUACUUUGUGGUAGAGAACAUUCGAAACGGGGAUCGAAACGUUCGUCUUGAUCUAACAAAGGAAGAAGAUUGGGAGGAAUAUAGAAAGAAGUUUCCGUAUUUGAGGGCAGAAAGAAAAAGUGUUUACGAACAACUGAGGGAUAAAUAUUACAGUAGUGAAGAUAAAUAAAGAUGGGACGUAACCAGCGUGAUCCAGAUCGUGUCGUUCGUGGCCCAGGACCAAAAUCUCGCCGACAGAAAGAUCUAGCGAUGCCAAAGAAGUGGAAAGAGGAGCAAGAGCCAAACAAGAAAAUUUCCAGUCGUGCGAAAGUUCGUGCCAAGAAACGGGAUUUGAAGAAACAACUUCUCACCUCGUUGGUUGAAGCUAAAGCUGAAAAGAAAGAAGCAGAUAAGAUUGAAGAAGAAGAUGAAAUAAAAGAAGAGGAAACUUUACAACUUCUAUCAGAUGAUGAUAGUGACGAUAUGCCCGAUGAUGAAUUUGAUCUUGAUGAUGAUGAUGAUCACGUGGAGGCUGAGAUUCGUGAUCGCGUGAUUGGUGAGAUGAGAGGAGAAGAUCACGAGGAUGAUUCAAGCGAUGAUGAGGGGGAAGAUGGGGAACUCCCUAUUGAGAGAAAAACCAAACAAGUUCUACAGAAAAGAUCUCAACUUUCAAAAGCCGUAAAGGAAAACAACAUUCAAACGAACAUUGCUGAAACUGAGACUUUUGUUCUUCCAAGUGGACAGGAGAUUGAGAAAGAAAGCACCCAACCCCCUGGUCUAGAUCACAUCCAUCAAAGAAUUAAAGACGUUGUUGCCGUUCUUUCAGAUUUCGGGAAUAAAAGAGAUCCAGAAAGAACACGCAAGGAUUACGUAAACGUAUUACGCAAGGACCUGUGUACAUACUACAGUUACAAUGAUUUCUUGCUUUCAAAGUUCAUGGACAUGUUUCCACUCACUGAGUUGAUCGCAUUCUUAGAAGCAAAUGAAGUAAAUCGACCAAUCACUAUUCGGACAAAUACUUUGAAAACUAAAAGAAGGGAUUUAGCGCAAGCGUUAAUUUCUCGAGGAGUAAAUCUUGACCCGUUGGCAAAAUGGACGAAAGUUGGACUUGUGGUUUAUGAAUCUCCUGUUCCUAUUGGUGCAACACCAGAGUACCUUGCAGGACAUUACAUGAUACAAGGUGCUUCAAGUUUUGUCCCUGUGAUGGCACUUGCCCCACAACCAGGAGAACGCGUGUUGGAUAUGUGUGCUGCACCUGGAGGGAAAACUACAUACAUAGCUCAAUUAAUGAAGAAUUCUGGUUUUAUCUUCGUGAAUGACAUCAACAAAGCCCGGUUAAAAGCAGUGGUGGGCAACAUGCAUAGGAUGGGUGUCAGUAACUCUGUUAUAUCAAACUAUGAUGCAAGAUCCUUUCCUACAAUAAUGGGCAACUUUUCGCGAGUAUUACUGGAUGCCCCAUGCAGUGGUACAGGUGUUAUAUCAAAAGAUCCCUCUGUUAAAACAAGCAAAGAUGAUUCUGACAUCACAAAGUGUUCUCAUUUACAGAAAGAGUUGAUAUUGGCUGCUAUAGAUUCAUGUAAUGCUCAAGCACAGAAUGGUGGAUAUAUUGUUUACUGUACAUGUUCUGUCAUGGUUGAAGAAAACGAGGAAGUUGUAAAUUACGCCUUGAAGAAACGUAAUGUUAAGUUGGUUCAAACUGGCCUUGAGUUCGGAGUGGAAGGAUUUUGCAAAUAUCGCCAAUAUCGAUUCCACCCAAGUUUGAAACAAACUCGUCGCUUCUACCCUCACUCACAUAACAUGGACGGGUUUUUUGUUGCGAAAUUUAAGAAGUUUUCAAACAAGAUACCGAGUUCUGAUGACGUGAAAGAAAAACAAGAAGUUAAAGAAACAGUAACUGACGAUGCUGCUGAUCCAAGCACUUCCACUGAUCAAGAUACCGAAGACAAAACUUCGAAAAAACGUCCAAAAGAAUCGGACGACAAUCCCACACCUGUUAAGAAAGCAAAGACAAAUAAAAAGAAACAAGGUAAAAAGCUGAGUAUGCAGCAAGUUAAGAAAUAUCAAAAACGAAAACAGAAGCCUGGAGCUCUUGUCAAACCUGUACCUGGUUUGCUUGCCAUGAAACGAGGGGUUACGAGGUUUAUCAAAAAUAAACAAGAAAAUAAAGACACCCCUCCUAAAAGAAAAGUAAAAUCUCCGAAACCAAAAAAGAAAUUUCAGAAGAAAAAAGAAGAGAAAAAAAAUCCAAAGAAGAAAAAAGAAGAAACUAAUUGAUGAAAAUAUUGUGUUUAUGCGGUUUAUCGGUAAUAAAAUGGAAACUAAAUUGA
Ciona intestinalis (vase tunicate) is the source of this 2562-nucleotide messenger RNA. Lineage: Eukaryota; Metazoa; Chordata; Ascidiacea; Phlebobranchia; Cionidae. The record is from RefSeq and is a predicted model, not a curated record.